Molecule: messenger RNA, 2413 nt
Organism: Myotis daubentonii (Daubenton's bat)
Lineage: Eukaryota; Metazoa; Chordata; Mammalia; Chiroptera; Vespertilionidae
Gene: SPR
Product: sepiapterin reductase
Biological process (GO): tetrahydrobiopterin biosynthetic process
Molecular function (GO): sepiapterin reductase (NADP+) activity
Source: RefSeq, a predicted model, not a curated record
UCCGGAGCUGGUCCUCCACCUCGGCCACCAGCGGCCAAGAAAACAAGUGCGAGGGCGGCGCAGCCCGAGGCCCUAGGUCCCCGCCCCGUCGGGCGGGGUCUCCGCCUACUCCCUACGCGGCCCGAUCCGCCCCGGGGUCCCGGUACCUGCGCGAGCCGGCGGAGUCGGAGGCAUGGAGGGCGACUGUGGCCCGGAGGGCUGCCUGGGGCGCGCGGUGUGCGUGGUGACCGGGGCCUCCCGCGGCUUCGGCCGGGUGCUGACCCUCCUCCUGGCCCCGCUGCUCUCCCCCGGCUCCGUGCUGGUCCUGAACGCCCGGAACGACGAGGCGCUGCGGCAGCUGGAGGCCGAGCUGGGCGCCGGGCGGCCCGGGCCGCGCGUGGUGCGGGUGCCCGCCGACCUGGGCGCCGAGGCCGGCCUGCAGCGGCUCCUCGACGCCGUGCGCGCGCUGCCCAGGCCCGAGGGGCUGCAGCGGGUGCUGCUGAUCAACAAUGCAGGCACACUUGGGGAUGUGUCCAAAGGCUUCGUCAACCUGGCUGAUGCUGCUGAAAUGAACAGCUACUGGGCUCUGAACUUAACCUCCAUGCUCUGCCUGACUUCCUGCAUCCUGAGGGCCUUCCCGGACAGUCCUGGCCUCAGCAGGACUGUGGUUAACAUCUCUUCCAUCUGUGCUCUGCAGCCCUUCAAGGGCUGGACACUGUACUGUGCGGGGAAGGCGGCCCGUGAGAUGAUGUUCAAGGUGCUGGCCUCAGAGGAGCCUGGUGUGCGGGUGCUGAGCUAUGCUCCAGGGCCCCUGGACACAGACAUGCAGCAGGUGGCCCGGGAGACCUCUGUGGACCCAGACUUGCGGAAACGGCUGCAGGAGCUGAAGACAAAGGGGGAGCUGGUGGAUUGUAAGAUGUCAGCCCAGAAACUGCUAAACUUGCUUCAGAAAGAUAUGUUCAAGUCUGGAGCCCAUGUUGACUUCUUCGAUAAAUAAGCCCUAUCCUUGGUUUCCUGGGGCUCUCUUCCCCCUCUUUCGGGCACACCCAGAAGCCCUGUGCCUCCUCACAUCUUGCCACAAUGGCACCACCAACUCUGCUUUACACAGAUAAGCACUCAUGCCUACUGUCCUGCUCUCAGACCCAGCCAGCUGUGAGGUCACUGGGGCACUCAGUUCUUAGGCGUCUGUGUUGAGCACCCUUAAAUUAGGUGAGAGAAGUGAUGGGCAUUGGUGUUCUCCCUCCAGGAAUAGAAUCUCAAGGAUGGCAAAAGUAGGACAAGAAGUUGAAACACUGAAGAGAAGGGGUUGGGUCUCCUUCCAUGGCCAGUCCAUGGGGGGAGGGGGAGAGGCUGCUUCAAGAAGGAGGGCCCAGUAGAUUCACAGAUGGGCUGGCGGGGAGGGAGGACAGCGAAGUUUCAGUCUAUCUGGAUGCCCUUUACUCAGGGUAACAGGACCUUCUAUUGAACUUCAAAGCCUCAUUCUUAUACCUUCUCUCUCCAGAACCUACUGUUUGUUCCCCAGAUGGGGAGUAGGGGGCUGAGAGUUUUUGUACAUGUCAAAGGCAGUUACAAAUAAAGUGUGAGUUGUCCUUUAUUAGUGCCUGGAGUACAGUCAUGCCUCUGAUACAGGGCCCAUGACUAAUCCCCUGGUUUGCUGGGCCCAGGGGUAUUCCUGAGGCAAUCAACCCAAACAUGGGGUGCUGCCCUUAUUUCCAGAUUCAAACAAAGUUGGCCAAGAUGGGCACUCCCAGACACCUGUUCCUUCAUGCUUUUUUGCCUACAGUGACCCCAGUCCUGACUAACCUUUCCUCACCCUUGACUUACUCAUGAGGGUACAGCCUGUAGGGAUGGGUCAUUUCCCUGGCUCUGUUGGCUCCCAUUGAAGAAUGGACCGUGAAAGAACUGACUCCUUUCAUCCCCUUGCCCUCUACCUGAACCUUAGGCAUCCCUUUUCAUUCCCAUAAAUUUUGUUGGGACUUCCUCUCAGGCUCAGAUGGUCCAUUGACCUGUUAAUUCCAGGAUAUAACUAAACCAGAUAAGUAACUAUGCUAUUUCUAGCUUCUGUAAAUAUGCUUGCUUGAAUAAUAGGAAAGUGAAGGGGGGUGGGGGCGCUGGAAAUCUGGUGUACGUUCUUAAUCAGUCUAUGGUCUGGUCACUGCUCCCUCUUAAAUCAUCUGUCUUGCAGGACCUGUUUGCUUAAGCGUUGUUACCACCUUGGGAAGGCCAUAAACUGACGCUCCCAGACGGAAUUGUCAGGGCUGGUGCCAGGCCAGGCCUUGACGUAGGGUCUCACAGCACCAAUCCCAGAGGGUUUUUUUGCUCUUUUUUGCCUUUAUAAGCUUACCCCUAACUUCAUUUUGGGACCUCGAGGUUUCGAGUGGCGAUAGCCUUUCGUGGUCGCCGUCGGCUUUGAAGUAAAAGCUCUACAAUUCGA